Messenger RNA from Pisolithus orientalis, 4965 nucleotides. RefSeq lists its product as uncharacterized. NCBI's taxonomy places the organism in Eukaryota, Fungi, Basidiomycota, Agaricomycetes, Boletales, Pisolithaceae. The coding region runs from base 168 to 4727 and encodes 1519 amino acids. Gene Ontology annotation, cellular component: endoplasmic reticulum membrane. Gene Ontology annotation, molecular function: zinc ion binding. The transcript has 17 exons. The record is from RefSeq and is a predicted model, not a curated record.
CACAAAUCGACCACAACGUCCCAAGGCAAGGCUUGGAAUAUUCAGCGGGCUGCACUGUUGGGACCAUUCGACGACCCUUUUGCAGCCUACUUGGAUCAGCACGCAGGACAUACUCUGAGCGGAUUUUUGCAGUGUAGGACGUGACCCGUCGAAUCAGGCAAAUACGAAUGCAGGAAGCAGAGGAGCUGGAUACGUGCCGGAUAUGCAGUGCACCAGGGGAGCCGGACCAACCACUUUUCCACCCUUGUAAAUGUUCUGGCACUAUCCGAUACAUCCAUCAAGACUGUUUGACGACAUGGCUAUCACACAGCAAAAAGAAAACCUGCGACGUCUGCAAGCAUCCUUACUCCUUCACGAAAGUUUAUGCCGCCGACAUGCCCGACACGCUCCCGCCCUUACUUCUCGUUCGUCGACUCGCCCAACAGGCUCUCUUCGGCGUUCUCUUCGGCCUUCGAGCUGUAAUGAUUGCCAUCAUAUGGCUUGCCGUGCUUCCUUGGAUAACGAUAUGGACGUGGAGGUUGUACUUUACGAUGGGAGAAUCCACUGCGUUGUGGAUAAGCGGGCGUGAUCAACUGCCGAGCUCUUCCUCUGCCGGACUCGUGUCACUUGAAAUUUCCAACGAAACCGUUUCGUCUUGGAGUAAUUCAACGAUCCUUCUUCGACUUACGACACGGCCUUUUUGGCAAUCCCUUUCUGCUGACAUAUUUGCCGGUCAGAUCAUAGCGUCGCUGAUAGUCCUCACUUUUGUCGCUGUUUUUCUUUUGCGCGAGUGGAUCUCCCAGAAUGCCAGGCCUGGAGUAUUUGAAGAAGAAGAAUUUGGCGUACCUCCUGCGAUGAAUGCUGCAAAGCUCGAAGGUCGUCUCAACCCCCGAGCACCAUUCCCCAUGGGCAGGGACUUUGCAGCAGGAAGAGAGGAAGCCCGACGUCAAGCUAGGUUCAUGCGGGCACGUCGCGGCGGUAUGAUGCAGAACGGUCAGCCCGAACGCCCGCGACGGCAGAACAAUUUAGAAAGGGGACAGCCCUUGCGUGUUCUUCCCGUCCCUUUUCCUCAAUAUCCUGCCGUAGAACCACCACCGCUACCGCCUCCGAGUUCGCUUCAAAUUCCCGAUAGCAAUGAACCUCCAGCUUCCACAGGGAAAGGCAAGGCGAGGCACCAGGAUGAUUUCGAUGAUGACGGGUCUGCUGGAUUGCGCCGCAGGACCCGUAGAAAGCUGGAUUCACAAGAUGAAGAUGGUGUCGGUGGUCCACCCUUCCCCGAUUCUAGCGAAUCCGCAAUGCUAGCAUCGGGCGCCUCCACAGCGUUAGCACCAGGUUCCUCCGCAGUCGUCCCUCCUGCACCAUUCGAAUUUACCUUCCGUGCACCACGAUCAGUCAAUGGUUCCGCUUAUGACAACCACGACGCCCCUCCUGGGUCAACAUCACAGGUGGAACCCCAAGGUCCAUGGCAUGCCGACGCAAUUGCACCUCCGGAGUCAACCACCUUUGAAAGCUAUUCAUCCCGUCCAGAGCUAGUACACGACGAACCACCAGCAUCCGAGUUACCCUCUUAUGUACAGCCUGGGCCUGCUCAUCAGGAUCCUCUUGACGCGUCCGUUGAUAGUGAGGUCCGAACCGAUGUAGCGCGAGGCCCCUUUGUUGAAGAAUCAAAAGAGACUUUGGAUGCCAAUCCCACUGUACCUGUUGCAUUAGGGAAAUACGCUUUCUUCCCAGGCGGUAGCAGCCCAUAUGUCCCCGGUCGAACUCCAAGUCCAGGAGAAGAAUUUGUCUCAUCCCCUUCGUCUUCGCACGUUCAAGCCGGACCUGCCCUCCGGCAGUUUUCAAUGCCCAAUACCACCACCCUGUCUGAGGGACUUACUUCUUCGGCAACCAUCGCAACGUAUACUCCAUCAGAAGAACUUGAGGCUGGACCGUCGUCUGCGGCAAGCAGACACAUAGACCGGGAGAAGUACGCGAGACAGGAGGUGGAGGAUGAGUUCAACCAUUACUUCCGCGAAGCAGCCACUCCCAAAGAAGCGUUGGAAGUACCGAAUCCAGGCCCGGAUCUGAAUGGCUUGCACAAACCGGAUGUACCCGUCGAGGAUGAUGAAGAGGACGAAGAGGGUGAUGUCGAGCUAGAGGCAGAAGAUCUUGAUCGUGAUGAAGAUGACGACGAAGACGAGGACGACUUCGGUAACUUAAACAUCGUGAACCGCCCGGGUGUACAGGCACAGCAAGCACAAUUACAGGAAGCCGCUGAACAGAUGAACGAGGGGGCUGAUGAUCUUGAAGCUGGUGUCGAGGACGAUAUGGAGGGCGCGCUUGAAGCCAUUGGCCUCCGAGGGCCGCUUUUCGGUGUUAUUCAGAACGCUGUUCUAAUGGUGCUUGUCCUUGAUACCGCCAUGGGAUUUGGAAUAUGGCUUCCUUUCACCCUGGGAAAGACAGCCGCUUUGUUGUCGUUGGAUCCUCCCCGAGCACUUCAUAUUCUUCAUUUACCCAUCCGCGCGAUGAGAGUGAUUACCGACCCCGUGGUGGACUCUGUCACAUUUCUUCUUAGCCGUUUCAUGCCUCCACUGUUCAACAUGGCACUCGAACUUCUUUUCCGUUUUGUGCUAUUCGCCGCGGAGAAAUCGGUGGGACCUACAGCAGCAGCCACUGUGGUUGAGCUACGUUCUUGGGUGGCAUCAGAAGGCGCGAAACUGUCCGAGAGAUUGGUGGAAUGGCUGCGAUCGCCCCCUGAGGAACCGUCUCCGGGCUUGUCAAGUCACAUCGAGGAUUUCUUCGAAGGCGAUUCUGCAAUCGCACGCUUCUUGGAGCCCUACUUUGCGGAAUUCGGUGGAAGCAUCAGACUCGCCACUGAGCGGGCCCAGAAAUCUUGGGUUCAUUUAGCACUUGGUCACGGAGCGCCGGAGCGAACUUUUGCGAUUUGUCUGGGCUAUGCAGUGAUUGCGCUCUGCCUUGCUCUUUACCUGAACGUGUUCACUGUUGGCAAUGCACGAAGUGCAGGAAGGGCGGUAAGGAAUGCUGUGAGACAGCAGCUACUUGUAGUGAAGGUUGCUAUGUUUAUCAUCAUUGAAUUGGUUAUAUUCCCACUUGGGUGUGGGAUCAUGCUCGAUGCGUGCACGAUAUGGGUCUUCCCGGAGGCUUCAUUUGCCUCGCGCGUCUCAUUCUUCUCGCAAGCACCAUUGACGGCUAUGUUCUAUCACUGGGUUGCCGGAACUAUGUUCAUGUACCAAUUUGCCAUCCUGUUGGCUGGUUGCAGGAGCAUUAUGCGCCCAGGUGCCAUGUGGUUCAUCAAGGAUCCCCAAGAUCAGAACUUCCAUCCCAUUCGCGACAUCCUUGACAGACCCACAUUGACGCAGUUCCGCAAGCUCCUUAUCAGCGCAUUCAUGUAUUCGAUGGUGGUUGCCUGUGGUGUUGGCAGUCUUGCAAUCCUGCUGUUCAUCGGAAGCAAGUCAACCUUCCCCAUCCGCUGGAAGACACGUGAUCCAUUGUCCGACGUUCCCAUCGAUCUGCUUUUCCUCCAAAUCGUCCUGCCAUAUACGAUGCGCCAUUUGAAACCUCGCAAGGUACUGCACGAGACUUCCAUAUAUGUCUGGAGAUACCUGGCUUCCAAGCUGAGAUUGACGUCCUACAUGUUUGGUGAGAGGACUACAGACCAAGAAGCAACGGUGCGGUACCGGACAUGGAUUGCAUUUUUCUUGCAGUCGACGAAAGACGCUGUUACUGAGCGUGAUGGGACGUUCCGUCGAGUGCCUGCUAGUGACAAUAUCGCACUCCCGAGGGACAUGCGAGCGACUGCUGAAGUGUUUGAGAACGGUCUCCCCGCAACCGAGGAGGCGAGGGAUCUCAUUCGGCAGCAGAACAACGAAGCUGCCAAAGCCAAACGUGACAUCAAGGCCGACUACAUUGUCGUGUACUUCCCACCGCGGUUCCGAGCGAGGAUUCUUACCUUUGUCGCUGCGGUGUGGACGGUCGUUGCGAUCGUAGUGGCGGUCUGCAUCGCUCUACCUGUGCAGAUAGGGCGACGCUUUUUCGCGCUGUUCACUCCGUCCGAGUUGCACGACGGGUACUCGUUCCUUGUUGGGUUUUACCUGCUAUGGGCGUGCUAUGCCAUCUCACAAGCCUCGGAGCGGAUGAACAAGCGGAGGUUACGGAUCAACGGUCCUAAACCGGGCUUUAUGGUGUUCUUCGCGAAAAGAAGUCUACUUUGGCUUUCGAAGAUUACUUAUAUGGUUGUCAUGUUUGGGAUCAUCAUCCCGACGCUGCUUGGCCUUGUUGUGGACGUCUAUGUCAUACUGCCCAUCCGGUUAGGGCUGGAUCCGACAAUGGUUCCGAAUAUACGUAUUGUGGAUAUGUGGUCCCUUGGUCUUAUUUAUGGCAAAAUUGCGAUUCGACUUCGCAGGCAGAUACAACUUCCAGGUCGCUCCGCGCAAGCACUUCAGACAAUCCCGCAACAGGCUACGAAGGAGCUCAUUUUCCCGCUGGUUGCAGGUCUGCUAGGCAUGCUUGUCAUCCCUGCAGGUUUCGUCUACUUGUUACGUGAAGUCGUUGGACUUCCUCUCGGGACAAAAUUCCUGUUUGUACAUGCAUAUCCUGGUAUUUUCGGUGCAGCAGGUCUUGCCCGAAUAUGGUCGCAGGCCGUACGCGAUAAGGAGUUCCUAGUGGAGAUGCGACUGCAGAAUCACGAGUCCAAUAGACCUGAGGAAGACAAGGCAGCUGCCACUAUCGAAGAGCAAGUAGUGCAAUAACAACUACAUACGCACGCACCGGCGGCAGGGGGCACGCAGAAGCAACUGCUCAUGGCAUAUUUUUCAAUAUUGGACGGUUGUCCUGUUCCUUCCUCAUUUUUUAUUCACCCCCCGCAUAUGUAAUAGUAUCUGUACACUUCCUUGGGCUUUUUAAUUAGUGCAACUUACAAUCAGUCACGCAUCUGCAGAGCUCGUACUUGCAUGAGUCCGGAACAAGACCCGUGAAAUGAAGUUCUGG